UUUCGUCAGCGCGGGCGGCAUGUAGGCUCCGGCGCGUCCGGGCGGUUCAAGAAGUUUCUACGGCCGAAGCGUCUCAGCGGUGCCGCCAUGUUCGGCUGCCUGGUGGCGGGAAGGCUGGUGCAAGCAGUGGCACAACAGGUGGCUGAAGAUAAAUUUGUAUUUGAUUUGCCUGACUAUGAAAACAUCAACCACGUAGUGGUCUUUAUGCUGGGAACCAUCCCAUUUCCAGAGGGCAUGGGAGGAUCUGUCUAUUUCUGCUAUCCUGACCAGAGUGGGAUGGCAGUGUGGCAGCUGCUAGGAUUCGUCACCAAUGAGAAACCAAGUGCCAUCUUCAAAAUUUCCGGUCUGAAAUCUGGGAAAGGGAGCCAACACCCCUUUGGUGCAAUGAACCUUCCUCAGACGCCGUCUGUAGCCCAGAUCGGAAUUUCGGUGGAAUUGCUGGAAAACUUGGCCCAGCAAACUCCUGUCGCAAGUGCUGCUGUAUCAUCAGUAGACUCAUUCACUGAGUUCACUCAGAAGAUGCUGGAUAACUUCUAUAACUUUGCUUCGUCGUUUGCUGUCACUCAGGCUCAGAUGACGCCAAAUCCUUCUGAAGCUUUCAUUCCUGCUAAUGUAGUUCUUAAAUGGAGUUUUUAUUAGCACCUGCUAUAUACUAUGUAUUGCACAAAUGGAAAGGGAGGAAAAUCCCUGGAAGAGAAGCAUAGUAGAAGACAGUACCCAGAGCAGGAAUGAAUCAUGUCUUUGCAAAGUUUGUUGGGGAGGGUGGUGGUUAAUAUCGUAAAUGAAAAUCCGAUGCAGCUAAAAGCAAGAUCAAUCUAAGCAUUCUCUGUAAACUGGUAAGAAUUUUUUAAUCUCUUAUUCUGAUUACAGCCACAUCAAGUAGUUUCAUCUUGACCCUACUAGCUGCCAGGGAGAAGUAUCAUUUUAGUCUAUUUGUUCUGUAAAGUUUUUUAAAAAUGCAGUGCAUUUUAGGUCCACAGCUGGCUGCAUAUGAUAGACUUUCAUCAAUUGCACUAACUUCUCAGUAGUGAGGUAGGAAGUUCAAAUACUUGAAUUGCAUAAUUUAGAAGUCAUUUUAAUGCCAACACACUCUUCUC
Molecule: messenger RNA, 1097 nt
Organism: Alligator mississippiensis (American alligator)
Lineage: Eukaryota; Metazoa; Chordata; Crocodylia; Alligatoridae
Gene: HIKESHI
Product: heat shock protein nuclear import factor hikeshi
Exons: 5
Coding region: 88-639 (183 amino acids)
Biological process (GO): protein import into nucleus
Cellular component (GO): nucleus; cytosol
Molecular function (GO): Hsp70 protein binding; nuclear import signal receptor activity
Source: RefSeq, a predicted model, not a curated record